AUGAUUAAGCUCUUGAUAUUGGGUCUCGCUGUCUUUAUUCAUUGCUGUGACUCUGGAGUUUUAUGUAAAGACAAAAAAGAAAAGAAAAUUUGUAAAAAAAUACGAUGGAGGAAAAUUAAAAAAACAACCACUGUGCCGCCCACUACUACAACCAAGGCUACGACGACGACGCCUGUUCCAAUACCAGCAACCCGGAAAUUCGUUCCUCGUAGACCGGUUAGAAGACUUAAUACUUUGCCUGGGUCACGUCUUUUCCAUCCAAUUGUGAAUCAAUCUGUAGAUUUAUGUACUUUACCUAUGAGUUCAUUGAUCUAUUUUCUUAAGUUAUAA
Messenger RNA from Trichobilharzia szidati, 330 nucleotides. The record is from the annotation of a GenBank genome assembly. Lineage: Eukaryota; Metazoa; Platyhelminthes; Trematoda; Strigeidida; Schistosomatidae.